Messenger RNA from Canis lupus familiaris (dog), 3908 nucleotides. It is a transcript of the gene TMC1, whose product is annotated as transmembrane channel like 1. The record is from RefSeq and is a predicted model, not a curated record. The transcript is spliced from 18 exons. Gene Ontology annotation, biological process: detection of mechanical stimulus involved in sensory perception of sound; vestibular reflex. Gene Ontology annotation, molecular function: mechanosensitive monoatomic ion channel activity. NCBI's taxonomy places the organism in Eukaryota, Metazoa, Chordata, Mammalia, Carnivora, Canidae. The coding region runs from base 432 to 2411 and encodes 659 amino acids. Gene Ontology annotation, cellular component: plasma membrane.
ACAAGUUUUGGAAGCAGCUAUCGGGAAAGAGGUUGAAAUUUAUACUUAGAAGCAUUGAGGAGGAAUGCAAUGGGCUGAAUCCACUGAAGAGGGGGUGAUACUCAAGUGGUGCUGGUUUCUAUGGGGGUGGUAAUGAAGCUGGUUCUGUUAGUGAUGGAAAAGUUGGCAAUAGAUUCACCUGCACCCUCCAGUUAGUGCAGUGAAGAAUCAUUACUAAGGAGGAAGUGCCACCCCAGAAAGCCAAAGAAAAGCCCAAAUCCCUCUUUAGUAUCUUCUGUUGGUGCCUGCCAUUGAGCCAGCCAAAGCAGAAGUGUGCCCUGCAGAGUCCCAGCCCUAGUAUCGCAAUAUUAACUAUAGAAGGGGAAGAAGAAGAAGAAAUUGAUGAAGAAGAAUUGGAAAGGUUGAAGGCAGAGUUAGAUGAGAAAAGACAAAUGAUUGCUACUGUCAAAUGCAAGCCUUGGAAAAUGGAGAAGAAAAUUGAAGUUCUCAAGGAAGCAAAAAAAUUUGUGAGUGAAAAUGAAGGAGCCCUUGGGAAAGGGAAGGGAAAGCGGUGGUUUGCGUUUAAGAUGAUGAUGGCCAAGAAAUGGGCAAAAUUUCUUCGUGAUUUUGAAAACUUCAAAGCUGCUUGCGUCCCGUGGGAAAAUAAAAUCAAGGCAAUUGAAAGUCAGUUUGGCUCAUCCGUGGCCUCCUACUUCCUCUUCUUGAGAUGGAUGUAUGGGGUUAAUAUGGUUCUCUUCAUCCUGACAUUCAGCCUCAUCAUGCUGCCAGAGUACCUCUGGGGUUUGCCAUAUGGCAGUUUACCUAGGAAAACAGUUCCCAGAGCUGAAGAGGCAUCUGCAGCAAACUUUGGUGUGUUGUAUGACUUCAAUGGCUUGGCGCAAUAUUCCGUCCUCUUUUAUGGCUAUUACGACAAUAAACGAACAAUUGGAUGGAUGAAUUUCAGGCUGCCACUCUCCUAUUUUCUGGUGGGGAUCAUGUGCAUUGGAUACAGCUUUCUGGUGGUCCUUAAAGCAAUGACCAAAAAUAUCGGUGACGAUGGGGGUGGUGAUGACAACACGUUCAACUUCAGCUGGAAGGUAUUCACCAGCUGGGACUAUCUGAUUGGCAAUCCAGAAACAGCAGACAAUAAAUUCAAUUCCAUCACCAUGAACUUUAAGGAAGCUAUCAUAGAGGAAAGAGCAGCCCAAGUAGAAGAGAACGUGCACUUGAUCAGAUUCCUGAGGUUUCUUGCUAACUUCUUCGUGUUUCUAACACUUGGCGGGAGUGGAUACCUCAUCUUUUGGGCUGUGAAGCGAUCCCAGGAAUUUGCACAGCAAGACCCUGACACCCUUGGGUGGUGGGAAAAGAAUGAAAUGAACAUGGUCAUGUCCCUCCUGGGGAUGUUCUGUCCAACACUUUUUGAUUUAUUUGCUGAAUUGGAAGACUACCAUCCCCUCAUCGCUCUGAAAUGGUUACUGGGACGCAUUUUUGCUCUGCUUUUGGGCAACUUAUAUGUAUUUAUUCUUGCCUUGAUGGAUGAGAUUAACAACAAGAUUGAAGAGGAAAAACUGGUAAAGGCCAAUAUUACCCUCUGGGAAGCCAACAUGAUCAAGGCCUAUAAUGCAUCACUUACUGGAAAUACCACAGGACCACCUUUUUUUGUGCAUCCUGCAGAUGUGCCUCGAGGACCCUGCUGGGAAACAAUGGUGGGACAGGAAUUUGUGCGGCUGACUGUUUCUGAUGUUCUGACCACUUAUGUCACGAUCCUCAUUGGGGACUUUCUCCGGGCAUGUUUUGUGAGGUUUUGCAAUUAUUGCUGGUGCUGGGAUUUGGAAUAUGGAUAUCCCUCGUACACUGAAUUUGACAUCAGCGGCAACGUCCUUGCUCUGAUCUUCAACCAAGGCAUGAUCUGGAUGGGCUCCUUCUUCGCCCCCAGCCUCCCGGGCAUCAAUAUCCUUCGACUCCACACAUCCAUGUACUUCCAGUGCUGGGCCGUGAUGUGUUGCAAUGUUCCUGAGGCCCGUGUCUUCAAAGCUUCCAGAUCAAAUAAUUUCUACCUGGGCAUGCUACUGCUCAUCCUCUUCUUGUCCACCAUGCCGGUCCUGUACAUGAUUGUAUCCCUCCCACCAUCUUUUGACUGUGGCCCCUUCAGUGGCAAAAAUAGGAUGUUCGAAGUCAUUGGAGAAACACUGGAACAUGAUUUCCCAAGCUGGAUGGCCAAGAUCUUGAGACAGCUUUCUAAUCCUGGACUGGUCAUCGCUGUUGUUUUGGUUAUGGCCUUGACCAUCUAUUAUCUCAAUGCUACUGCAAAGGGCCAGAAGGCAGCAAAUUUGGAUCUAAAAAAGAAGAUGAAACAGCAAGCUUUGGAGAACAAGAUGCGCAACAAGAAAAUGGCAGCUGCCCGAGCAGCUGCAGCUGCUGGUGGCCAGUAACUACAGACAAUGCUGGGACUCAGAAGUACUCCUCACCUUGCUGCUUAAAAGCACUGAUUCAUGUAAAAGGCAAGAACACAAGCAUUGUGAAGUUGCUGUUCCCCUGCUCUAACCCUCAUAGAUGGUCAAGGGCAUGCUGGUCAAUCAAAGCAUCAUCAGUCCUAGUCCAGCAAGGAAGAUCUCCACCUUGUUCCAAAUUAAGAGAUUUGUCCCCACUGCCACUUUCUUGCCUCACUCAUUUCCCUGGCAUUUCUUCUAACAAUAGAGUUUAAGGGUGGAUGUGAUUCAUUAAUACAGGUUACUGGUUUACCUUUUGGGUUAAUUAAAAGUAGUUUGCUCAUGUGGACUUUGGUUUUAUAUGUUCCUUCUGCCUUAGUUUUCUUUGCCUGGAAACAAAUAUUUCACCCCCUUUUUUUUCCUGCAGAGUUCGGAAAUAUCUUUAUAAAGUAUUAAUUGUAAUUAUUCAUUAACUCACAGUUUGAAACUGACAUCCUGUUUUCCUUCUUUUUUAUCUAUCUCCCCAUCCUGGGCCCCCACAACUAUACACUCAAGACUUUUUAUUUGCUGCUGGAUUCAGUAUGAAAAGGAAUGGCAUUUUUAAAUGAAAAAUCCUAAGGGAAAUAGGGGUCUAAUUAGCACUGGGUUGAAGGUCUCUCGUCUUGAGGUACAUAGGUCUUAGACAACCCACCUCUUUGUGAGUUAAAAAAAAAAAAAGACAUUGUACAUGGUUACAGUUCCAUCCCAGCCUGAUCAUGACCUCCAGUGAUCACAUCUCCUGAGUAUAGAUUCUAAUAUUCCAUAAUUUGUCUUUGCUUUUUGUUAAGGUUGGGAAAAUACACUUUAAUGGAGGAGAUUUAGUUUAUAGAUGUAUUUAAGCAUUAUUCUUUAUUUAAAGUUUGAAUUGACUUUGAAUAGCAGCAACCAAUGCCCUCGGUAAGAAUUGUUGUGUGACUUCCAUUACAUCUGCUAACCCAGUGUCCUUUUCCAGGGCUAAGCCAAUUUGCCUGCUAUUCCCUGCAAUUUGACUUGCUGGUUUUUAUUACCAUGUUUUUGAGUUUUUCCUUCUUUACUCUUCAUCUGGCCAUAAAACCAUCUCCCUGUUCCUCUGCCAAUUUCAUUCACUCAUCACUGCCAUGAUACAAAUUCAAGAUGUACUUCCUUUAGUUUCACUUUCAGAUUGGCUUCCAUUCCGAAUUGUAUCACUCCUCCAUAGGUUUCCUUGGACCCUAAUGUCUUUAAUUCGGAGUCUAUUAUUUAAAUAGAUUUUCCCGUGAUUUUUAACAGUUCUUUAUUGUUUCCUGUACACAUGGAUCAUCUAUCCUAUCCAGACUGUAAGCUCCCUAACAGCAGGGAUCAUGUCUUUUAGCUCUUUUAUAUGCCUAGUAUAGUGCUGUGCACAGGUAGGCACCAAGUAAAUGCUUGUUAAUUAAAUUGAAUCAAUUUAACUUAAAGCAGUUGCACUGUGAAACAAAAAUUUCUGUUAUCUGCAUGAGAAAU